GGGCGCCUGGGGUGAGCGCCGAACAUUCAAAGUUUCAAACUCGACGGAAGGAACUUUCAAACUCGACGGAAGGAUGGAGUAAUAAUUUUACCGUGCAGUGCACGGUAAAAUCUUGCCGGGCAAGCACUGGUUCGAUUUAAAAGGGGUGGGCUCUAAGGAACAGAACGGACGGAGAAGAAGAAGAAGAAGAAUUUAUCCCAAUUUGCGAUGGAAAAUUGCGGCUUGUUGGUUCGGAUGUGCAUCGAUGCGGCAACUGAGGACCGCGAUGCCGUCGAGGCGUGGCGGAGACAGCGGCGCACUCUGGAGCGCUUGCCUUGCGACCUCGCCAACAUUCUCCUCCACCGCCUGCUCCGCCGUCGCCUCCUCUUCCCUUCUUUACUCGAAGUUUUUAACCAUUGCGCGGAUGAGGUAAACUUGAAAGGAAAUAGCAGAGUGGAUGCAGAAUGGAUGGCAUAUUUAGGCGGCUUCAACUACUUGCACACACUGAAUCUCUCAUAUUGCCGUAAAAUUAGUAGUUCCUCUAUAUGGCCUAUUACAGGCAUGACGAGCUUGAAGGAACUUGACCUCUCUUAUUGCCCAAAGAUUACAGAUGCCGGAAUUAGGCAUCUUUUGUCCAUUCCAAAGCUGGAGAAGUUGUGGAUUGCACGAACAAGUAUUACGGCAGAAGGAGUUAUUCUUCUCAGUUCAUUAACGAAUUUAUCUGUUUUGGAUUUGGGUGGACUGCCUGUAACCGAUAUAGCUCUGGGUUCUCUACAGGCUCUCACUAAACUGCAAUCUUUAGUCCUUUGGGGAACUUCAGUAUCUGACGAAGGAGCUUCUGUUCUUAGAAAUUUCCGGGAACUGAGUUUCCUGGAUUUAGCGUGGACAAAAGUUACGAGUCUGCCAUUUCUUCCCUCUCUUGCGUUCCUGAACAUGAGUAAUUGUGUCGUAGAUUCUUUAUUUGAAGGCAAUAAAGUGAGAGUGGAAAGGCUGAUUCUAUCUGGAUCCCGAAUUUCAGAUAAAUCUGAUGUUUUUCAAAAUGUUGAAGCCUCUAGUUUAUCUCUUCUGGAUUUGUCCAACUCGCACAUUCAUUCCUUUGGGGUUUUGACGUGCAUGAAUGCCCUAACAGAAUUAGACCUCAGUGAUUGCGGCAUUGGAGAUGAAUCAGUUGAAUACAUUGUAUGCACUGGACCAAGUUUAAGGUAUUUAAAUCUCAGCAAGGCAAAAGUAAGCUCAUAUGGAGUGGGUAUCUUAGCUGGGCGUGUUCCUCAUCUCGAAACGUUAAUGUUGCCUUACACUGCCAUUGACGACAAUGCCAUUUCAUAUAUCAGCACAAUGCAUUUACUGAAGUCCAUCAGUCUAAGGGGUACAAAUGUCAAAGGUGUGAUUAACCAUGUGGAAUCUGAUCAAGACUGGAACUUUUCUCUGUCAGCAUUACAUUGUCUACAUCAUUUGGAAAGAUUGGAUUUGGAGGAGACUCCAAUUAGGGAUGAAGCACUAUCCCCUCUCUCAAACAUCAGAAAAUUGAACUAUUUAUCUUUACGAGGCGGACCCCUAUCGGAUGCGUGCUUGCACCACUUAUCAAAGAUAAAAAACUUGAUAAACCUUUGGCUUGGUGAUACCGUGCUAACCAAUGCGGGGCUUGACUCCUUCAUUCCCCCAUCAGGUCUGGAAGUAUUGGAUCUAAAUGGGUGUUGGCUAAUAACUGAAGAUGCUAUCCUAUCAUUUUCUCAAAAUCAUCCUUCAAUCGACUUGAGGCAUGAACACGUUAGGGCCCUUCCCUCAGAACCCAAACACAAGGAGGAUAAACAACCCUCGCCGUUGCUUAGGGUAAAGAAUGAGAGUUUCAUUGAUCAGAGGCUCAAAUACAGCAGAGAAGAAUUACUGGCCUUGAAUUUUGCAUCUACAUCAUUAUCUUCUCCUUCCAAUGGAUAAGAACAAUGCGCGACUACAAAAUCUAACACUUACUGCAUUUUCCCCCGAUAUUUAUUGCAUUCAUCCGUAAUGAUCCCAUAUCUGUUGGGGACUCGGUGUCAAUAUGUAUGCAACCUUACCCUCGUAAAAAAGAGAGGUUGUUUUCGUAAGACCCUCGAUGCAUCGGUGCAUUUACUGCCGAAAAAAGAAGCAUGAGCUCGAAGCUAAUUUGCGCGCCAUUUCAACUGUUAUUUACCCAAAGCAUUAUCAAGAAUGACUUCUUAGCUCCAUUGGCAAGAGAUUUCAGUCGAAGUGUUACCGUCAAGCAAUUUUUUGUAUAUGGACGAAUAAUGGUUACAAGGUACAAAUAUCAUUAUUCUUCUAGCAGGGCCCCUUUUAGAUUUUUUCAUGCUUGUGUACCAUAGUCUAUUACGAUGCCUUUGUGUUCAUCCCGAGUAUCUGGGGACUGGGAUCAAUGUGGAAAUAAUAAACAGUUGUUUAUUUGUUAGAGAUGUACUUGUAAAUUUUUAAUGCUCUGGACCAUGCUAUGUAAUUUGUUUUCUAUGUUUUUCUAUAAAUACUAGAUGUGCAUUUCAUAAUCAAUAUGACUACAUAUU
Molecule: messenger RNA, 2510 nt
Organism: Cuscuta campestris
Lineage: Eukaryota; Viridiplantae; Streptophyta; Magnoliopsida; Solanales; Convolvulaceae
Source: the annotation of a GenBank genome assembly